AUGGUAGAGAUAGCAAUCACUGCAGCUCUGAUUAUUACUAACAAAGUUCUUCCCUACAUUAUUCAAGUAUUCAAAAAUCAUAAAAAUGUAGUAGACGGAGUUGAUAAAAUCCAUUUAUGGUUGCUUCGAAUACAAGCCUACUUAUGCGAUACGGAUGCAGAUGAAGCCAGUGAGCAGAUCAAACAAGAAGUUAGGAUCGCUCAAGACCUGGCGAAUCAAAUUGAAGACGUGUUGGAUGAAUUCAUGCUUCUCACUUACAAAGAAGAAAACUCAUCAAUAUCUAAAAUAUGGAAUACAGCCAAAGCCCGCAAUCCAUUUCAUCCACUCCAUCAAAUACCUUCUAAGAUAGCCAGCAUCACAAAUAGGAUGGAUGCUCUUAUAUCUUUCAAUCAAGCUCUUCUCCAUGUUGAUAUUAGUCGUGGGAGGGUAACAGGAGACCCAUGCUCUGUUUCUGGCACGCAGAGGUUCCACAAGGAAGAAGAAGUAGUUGUAGGUUUUGAAAGGUAUAAAGAAGACCUUAUCAGACAUUCCAUAGUUGGCCAACGGUUAGAAACUCUAGCCGUGGUUGGCCCUGGUGGUGCUGGAAAAACCCUUCUUGUGAAAGAAGUUUACAAGGAUAAAAGAGUUCAAAGACAUUUCGAUAUACUUGCUUGGAUUCAGGUAUCCGGUACUCAAAUUUUGUGCUCUAUUAUUACACAAUUUCUUGUUAAGAGGGAGGAAGUCUUACCCCCUGCAAACAUUACCGAAUUUGUUAACAAAAUCAAACAGCAGUACCGGAAAGAUAGGUGGUUUAUUGUUUUAGAUCAUUUUCGGGCUGUAUGCCACCAUGAGAUCAUUUUGAAUGCGUUAUUAUCUAGCGAUUCCCGGAAAAGUGGAAGUAGGAUCGUGAUGACUACUGAAAACACUAAUUUGGCGAAGCAGUUUGUGUGUUCUGAUAAAUAUAUUCACAGAUUGCGGGAAUUGGAAUGGGUUGAUGCAUGGAAACUGUUCUGCAAUAAAGCUUUUCGCGGUGGGAAAUGUCCGUUGGAGUUGGUUGAUUGGUCGGAAAUGAUUGUUACGAAAUGCGGAGGCCUACCGUUUGCAAUUGCACACGCGGGCAGUUUACUAUCAAAGAAAGAACAACGUCCAGUUGAAUGGAAGAAAGUUCACGACAGUCUUGGAUCUGAUUCCUCGCUUUCAAUUACGAGAAGAAUAUUGUUGCCAAGUUACAUGGAUUUGCCGCAUCAACUCAGGCCUUGCUUAAUGUAUUUCAGCACUUUUCCGGAGGAUUAUUCUAUCGAAAGGGAAAGGCUCGUCCGACUCUGGGUUGCCGAAGGAUAUGUUGAGAAAACUCAUCAUAAUUCAGCAGAAGAGGAAGCUGGCAAUUGUCUGAAAGAACUCAUCGAGAGGAAUUUAGUUAAAGUGAGUAAAUAUGAUUUUGAUGGUCGAGUAAAAUUCUGUCGCGUAGAGAAUCUUGUUCAUGAUUUCUUAAGAUCCAGAUCCCGUGAAGAGAACUUCGCCUCUGUUAUUGGAGAAUCAACUUCAGUCAACAAUGUACUUCGACGCGUUUCUGUCCACCCUCAUGACGGCAUUCCCAUUCAAUGGGAACACUUUGAAGAUCAACUGAGUACUGUCCGUGCUGCAUUCUUGUUUGAUGCCCAGAAAAGAAUUUCCCAAUCUGAUUUAGGUAACAAAUUAAUCAGCAAAUUCAGAUUGCUGAAGAUCUUAGAUCUGCGAGAUGCUGCUCUAGACGAAUUUCCAAAAGAGAUUGUUGAGCUCUCGCUUCUACAAUACCUCUGUUUAAGGCGUACAAACAUAGAGAAGAUUCCCAAAUCCAUAAAAAAGCUAUAUUUCCUGGAAACGUUGGACCUGAAGCAAACCCGUGUUAAAUAUUUGCCAAAGGAGAUGGUAAAACUUGUCCAUCUCCGACAUCUUCUGGUUUAUCGCUACAAUGUGAACGGUUAUGUGUCAUUCGGUUCAGUUCAGGGAGUAGAGUUUAAUAAGGAUAUUCUUGGGUCCAUCUCUAACAGACUACAGAAGUUGUCAAUGGUGAAAGUUGACAAGGAUGGGAACACGGUCAAACAGCUGGGAGCUUUGCUUGAGCUAAGAAAGCUAGGGUUGUUAAAUGUUAGAGGAGAAGACGGAAAUUGUCUAUGCGAAUCUGUUCAGAAGAUGGUAAAUCUCUCAACCCUCGAUCUUAGUUCAACUACAGAAACAGAACAUCUCCGUCUGAAUAGUAUGCAAAAUCCUCCUCCUCAUCUUCAACGUCUAUAUCUGAAAGGGAAGUUAGAAAAGGUACCCAUUUGGAUUUCAAAACUAAGCGAUUUGUUGAGGAUACACCUGAAGUGGUCGGGCAUGAGCAGUGACCCGUUACAAAUAUUGGAGGAAUUGCCGAAUCUGAUGGAGCUCCAACUUGCUGAAGCUUAUACAGGGGAUAAGUUGAUUUUCAGAGCUGGAAAGUUCAAGAAGCUCAAGUUGUUGCAGAUUGAGAAACUGGAAAAUCUUAACACAGUGGUAAUGCAGAAGAGAGCAAUGCAGGAGCUUAAGAAACUAGUCAUGAUCAACUGUCGGAAUUUAAAAAUGCUUCCACUGGGAAUAAACUAUCUUGCUCAUCUUGAGCCGAUAGUUAUAUACAAUAUGCCUGAAGAAUUCAUGGCUUGCGUGAAGGAAAAUGGUGAAAGACAUGGCCGAAAACCAUGUUUUCGUUAUCUUUUAUGAAGAGGAGAAGCAGAGUAUACUGCAUAGAAUAG
Impatiens glandulifera is the source of this 2729-nucleotide messenger RNA. RefSeq names its product disease resistance protein RPM1-like. Gene Ontology annotation, molecular function: ADP binding. Bases 1 to 2697 code for a protein of 898 amino acids. The record is from RefSeq and is a predicted model, not a curated record. NCBI's taxonomy places the organism in Eukaryota, Viridiplantae, Streptophyta, Magnoliopsida, Ericales, Balsaminaceae. The transcript has a single exon. Gene Ontology annotation, biological process: defense response to other organism.